Messenger RNA from Branchiostoma floridae (Florida lancelet), 1921 nucleotides. Its product is annotated as gastrula zinc finger protein XlCGF8.2DB-like. Gene Ontology annotation, molecular function: DNA-binding transcription factor activity, RNA polymerase II-specific; RNA polymerase II transcription regulatory region sequence-specific DNA binding. The transcript has 2 exons. Bases 137 to 1261 code for a protein of 374 amino acids. NCBI's taxonomy places the organism in Eukaryota, Metazoa, Chordata, Leptocardii, Amphioxiformes, Branchiostomatidae. Gene Ontology annotation, biological process: regulation of transcription by RNA polymerase II. The record is from RefSeq and is a predicted model, not a curated record. Gene Ontology annotation, cellular component: nucleus.
GGAGUGACCUGACGUCCGCCAUUUUGUUUUGCGUCUUCGUCUUUGCUAUCAUCUCCGAAGAAAAAUUUUGUCGAGAUUUUAUGGAAUUCCAGAGGUCGUGAAGACGGAUUAACCACCACAGAUCUAUAGAGCAGAAAUGGAAGAUCCCAGCCGUGAACAUUCUUCGGGACAGCUGUGUGUUGGGUAUCCUGGGAAGGUGAUAAGCUUUACUGAGCACCCUGGGAAGAAGGUGCAUGAUUCGGAGCACCCUGUGAAUGAGAGUGACAGUAGGGAGACCCAGACAGCAGACAUGGGCCUGCAGCAGGAAACGUGUGAUGUGAACUUUCCCCAACCUGACAACACAUCAACCUCACAGGUACAGGAGAGCAAAGGCAAGAAGGGAAGCCAUGUGGUUAAACAUACUGGUGAGAAACCCUACAUGUGUGAGGAGUGUGGCUACAGGACAGCUAAGAAGUGUAGCUUAUCCCAACAUAUGAGAACCCAUACAGGACAAAAACCCUUCAAGUGUGACCAGUGUGACUAUUCUGCAGCAACGAAAUGCGCUUUGCACAGGCAUCAAAGAAAGCACACGGGUGAGAAACCCUACAUGUGUGGGGAGUGUGGGCACAGGGCAGCUCAAAGGCAACACUUAAUCCGACACAUGAGAACCCACACAGGGGAAAAACCCUACACGUGUGACCUGUGCGACUAUUCGGCAGCAGAAAAGCAUCAUCUGAUCGACCAUCAAAAAAGACAUUCCGGUGAGAAACCCUACAUGUGUGAGAAGUGUGGGUACAGGACAGCAAAGAAGUGUAACUUAUACGAACAUAUCAGAACUCACACUGGAGAAAAGCCUUACAGGUGUGACCAGUGUGACUAUUCGACAGGACAAAAAUCAACUUUGGGCCAGCAUAUGAAAACCCAUACAGGAGUAAAACCCUACACACCAUUCAAGUGUGACCAGUGUGAGUAUGCUGCUGCACAAAAAGCCAAUUUAGAAAGACAUAUAGCAGCAAAACACACCGUAGAGAAACCCUACAUGUGUGGGGAGUGUGGAUACAGGACUGCUAACAGAUCCCACUUAUCCCGACAUAUGAAAACCCACACGGGGGAAAGACCUUACAUGUGUGACCAGUGUGACUAUUCCGCAGCAGAGAAACAUAAUCUGAUCGACCAUCAAACAACACAUUCCGGUGAGAAACCCUACAUGUGUGAGAAGUGUGGCUUCAGGGCGGCUCAAAGAUCUACAUUAUCCAAACAUAUGAGAAUCCAUACAGGGUAAAAUGCUAAGGUGUGACUGGUGUGACUAUUCUGCUGCACAGAAACCCUCCUUUAACCGUCAUGUAACAAAUCACACAGGUGAAAAGACAUCGAUGUGCGUAGUUUUGGUACAGGGCAACUCAAAUUUCUAAAUAGAAAAGUAUACAAUAACCCACAGAGGAUAAAAAAUAUGACUGUUAUCAAUUGGACUACUCUUUACCUAGGGAAUCUCAUCGUUGUUGUUGCUUUUUGAUAUGCGAAAGCAAACGAAAUUAGCUAAAUCAAAAAUACAAGUGUGACCAAUGUACAUCAUACUGAUUUACCUAGUACCUACAUAGUCCCUCGACCUCCGGGUUUUGUUGGGGGUGGGGGGGGGGGGUUAUGUAGUGGGGUCGAGGAAGCCAGCUUAGUAUUUUUUAAAUGUAAAGCAUACAUACAUAAGCAUACAAUGUAGAUCAUACAACGUUCCUCUCUUAAAACGUGAAAAGCUGUAUGGUGGAUCAUACCCUCCUGGUGUGACCAUGCUAACUAUAGUCUUAGGGCGUUGUCACAUAGGUCGUGCAAUCGUCGUACGAUCGCUAACGUAGGGCAUUUUGGAAAACAAAAAUGUACUUCUCCUUCAAAGCUCAACUUUCCUGAUACAGAAAAUGGUGUUUUGGACCCAUGUCGGUGGUUGGUUCUG